CAGGCGUGUUCGCCAUGUCGUUCGCUUAGUAUUCCGACACUGGCGUCCGUAUACUGAAACUCGUUGUGAGCCAUCCCUCACCUCGCGCCAAUCCUUCCAUCCCGCAUUUCAAACCUUCUGAAGCUACAUCUCUUCCUGAUUUGUCUCAUAUACACCAAUAGAAGAAAUGGUUGGAAAGAAGAAGCGCGGGCAUCCCGACCUGGAGGAAGCCCUCGGACGACCAUGGUGCUAUUACUGUGAGCGCGACUUUGACGAUCUUAAGAUUCUGAUUUCGCAUCAGAAGGCUAAGCAUUUCAAGUGCGAGCGAUGUGGAAGAAGAUUGAACACCGCGGGAGGCUUGUCCGUUCACAUGAACCAGGUUCAUAAGGAAACCCUGGCCAGCGUGGACAAUGCGCUCGGCAAUCGCGCGUCUCUGGAUGUCGAAAUCUUCGGAAUGGAGGGCAUCCCAGAAGAAGUUGUCCAAGCACACAACCAAAGGAUGAUCACCCAGUUUUAUCAAGCCGAGGCGGAUCGACGCACCGCAACCGGAAACUAUGGUCCGGGUGGGGGAGCUGGAGGACCGUCGAAGAAACCGAAAUUUGAGUCGCCUGGCGACCUCAAGAAACGACUGGCCGAACAUAAAGCACGAUUGGCUGAACAGAAUACUGCAGGUGGAAGCAGCGGCGACAAUACCCCUGGUGCGGGUAUUCCGAAUAGCCAGAGCCCAGCACCGGCAGUUCAGAGCAAAUCUCCAUACGCUGCCCCACAAGCACCAUAUGCCGCUCCUCCAGGCGCAUCGUACGGAUCGUUCCCACAAGAACCAUAUGCACAGCCGGGCCAAGCCUACCCACAGCCGUACGGACAACCUGCAUAUCCUCCACCCGUCUCCCAAUAUCCUCCGCAGCAGCCACAAUAUGCAGCAGCUCCAGCGUAUGCAGCACCCCAAAGUUAUUCGCCAGGACCAUACGAACAACCACCACAGGCUAACUUUAGAGCUGCACCACCUUCCUUCGGGGCUGGCGCACCCCCAGGAUUUAAUCCCUACCAACCACCACCCCAUGCAAGUCCUCAAAUCAGUUCAUUGCCUGCUCGGCCGGGGAGUUUACCUCAGGCGCCCGGUUUACCUCAGAGGCCGUCCUUUGGCACUUCGCCAACACCACCGUUCUCAAUGCAACACCAAGCACCCCCUCCGCCGCAAGGUAGCUGGGGGCCAAACGGAUGGAAUGGGGCAGAUCACCAAAAUCCAGCUAUGUCUUCAGCAUACCCUCCUCACCAAGGCUAUAAUGAUGGUUAUGCCGCUAACGGAGUUGUUGGCAAUAAUGGAGCUUCAGGAGCUGCUAGAGAACCAGAUGACAUUGACGAGUUAAUCAGAAUGGCAGAGGCUGGCAUCAAACCGCCGAAGAAGGGAGAAUCCCCUUCUGCUCCUGUUUCGGUACCAGCACCCAAUGCUGCCCAGCCUCAACCAACCGACCGAGCAGCGGCUCCUGGAGCAGCAGCAACACCAGAAGCCGGCGAAAAGAAAACAAGGAAAGAUAAGGAUAAGGGCUCGAAAAUGGUCUAUUCAGAUAGCGAGGUUAGUCCCGAGGAGAAGAUGGCAAAGCUGUCCAGGUACGCAUUCGCUCCAGAACCGAAGAAUGACACAGCACUUGUCGAUGCUACCGAGAUUCCUGCGGUUGCUGGCACUGUCGAUGAAUAGACAUGCCACCCCAGCAUGCUCAGCAUUACAAUAUAAUUCACGACCGUCGGCCAUGGAUACAUGUUUCGACUCGUGCUGUUACAAUACCGAAAUCAUCGCAAUACCCACACCACAUCAAUACCGAACAUAAGGCCAAGCCCACAAAUCUGCAGCUGAGUACUAAUUUGGUUCGUCACCCCACCUGUCGGUUUCCUGGAUUUUGGGGUGGGAGUGUACUCGGUUACUUUUUUUGUUCUGGCGCUACUCUAGACUCUAAAAUUCGCUUUUUAUUCGCUUGGCGUAUUCGCGGCGGCGGUCCCGAGGGAGGCGGCGGCAGAGAGAGGUGGGUGUCUCACAUGGCGGCAUCUGGUGAGUGAGCCUUUUUUGUCACCCGUGUAGAUCUGGGAGGGAGUUAUUGGGAGGAAUUAUGCGGAGUUGGUGGGCUGGGAGCUCGCCCUUGAGGGUGUAUGACUUGGCAGAUUUGUAAGUACUAAAAGGUUGGCGAUCUCAAUAAUAUCAUGCAAUCCGUGUUGUCCUUGCUCCCGUGCUGCGUUGUAUGCGUCGUGUAGGAAUCCAGUGCCUCACAACGAGGCCAGCCAGAAACAAUAUUUGCCGGUUAGACCGGUCUAGAUCUAUUAGUGUGUUAUUAGAAAGACGUUGAUCAUGCCCCGAAUGGAUGGAGGGGUCGAGCCGUAGGAUCAUAGAGUAACAUGUUGAGACUGAGCGCUUACGCCAUCAAUCUCUUCCGCUGUAACCUUCUGAGAAGCGCACUCGCACAGUAACGCAAGAGAUGUGCCGUUGGAUUAAUCGUCGGUCCCGCAAUUGUCUCGUCGACAUGAUUUGUGGUAUGCAGUAAACUAUGAUGCGUGUCAGCAGAAGCCACACAUAGUAAGCACCUGAACACGAAUCCCAAGCAAUGCAGUCCCAACAUCGUACCCAACACAUACUGCACCGCACUGCAUCUGGAACCACCCACAGCCUCUCGUGGGGUGAAAAUUGCACACCCGCAUGUCCCGGGCCACGCUACUCGUACUGGUCCCCCCGCCAAGCCGGGGACGCACGCAGGCACAACGGUGUCUCACAAAAAGCAGGCGUGCUUCCGUCGGCGUACCGACACGCGCUGUGCCACCACCCGAGGCGGCAGGGUUCGUCAUGUCAUGUUUGUGUGAGAAGUUUCGGGUAGGAGGGGGGGAGGUGGUGCCGAAUGUGCCUAGGGCGUGGAAUAUGUGGGUAUAUGGUGCGUGUCGAUGAGAUUUUGAUGUGCUGUCGUGACAUACAGGUCCAUUUCGAGUCAUAAUCAGCGCCAGCUGAUUAUGUAUGCACUAUACCGCUCCCUGAUCAAAUCCCGAGCCUUAUCUUGGCUCCUUCUUGCCACGACCCUGGGUGUCUCUGUCGAUUGCAAAAACCUACAGUCGAGUCGCGCUAAGUCGAUACAUGGUAGGCAGCUAAAAUAUAUAGACUUAUCAAGAAAACCGAGAUAUCAAAUUUGCC
Pseudogymnoascus destructans is the source of this 3145-nucleotide messenger RNA. RefSeq lists its product as uncharacterized. Gene Ontology annotation, molecular function: DNA binding. The record is from RefSeq and is a predicted model, not a curated record. Gene Ontology annotation, cellular component: nucleus. NCBI's taxonomy places the organism in Eukaryota, Fungi, Ascomycota, Leotiomycetes, Thelebolales, Thelebolaceae. Bases 167 to 1675 code for a protein of 502 amino acids. The transcript is spliced from 4 exons.